Messenger RNA from Rana temporaria (common frog), 2124 nucleotides. RefSeq names its product solute carrier family 35 member D3 (gene SLC35D3). Lineage: Eukaryota; Metazoa; Chordata; Amphibia; Anura; Ranidae. Gene Ontology annotation, molecular function: antiporter activity. The record is from RefSeq and is a predicted model, not a curated record. Bases 217 to 1476 code for a protein of 419 amino acids. The transcript has 2 exons. Gene Ontology annotation, cellular component: Golgi apparatus.
UUUUUAUUUAUUUUUCCCCCCUCCUCGCCUUUCCUUCUUACUCCUUUCUAGCAUCGGGGUGGUGGUGCUGCAGCUGCAGUAGAAGAAGGGUGAUCAGUGGGUAGGUAGGUACAGUUGGGUGCACAGGCAGACUGUAAAGCAUCAGGGGAUUCCCUUCGCAGCCUCACCGCAUAGGAAAGUGUUUCUUUAGUGCUCCAGGGCUGCGCUGGGAUAAGGAUGCAAAUGUGCAGGGGACGUAUGCUGGGGAUCUCAGUGGCCAUAGCACAUGGGGUGUUCUCAGGUUCUCUGAACAUCCUGCUCAAGUUUCUCAUCAGCAAGUAUAAUUUCUCCUUCCUCACCCUAGUGCAAUGUAUGACCAGCUCCACCGCAGCCAUCACCUUAGAAGUUCUCAGACGCUGUGGCAAGAUCUCGGUGCCCCCAUAUGGCUUGAGUCUAGCUCGGGUGUUCGCUGGGGUCACCAUCCUUUCCACUCUGCAGUCCAGCCUCACCCUGUGGUCCUUAAGGGGGCUCAGUCUUCCCAUGUAUGUGGUCUUCAAGCGAUGUCUGCCUUUCGUGACUCUCUUAAUUGGAGUACUGGUGCUAAGGAACGGGAUCCCUUCCAUAGGAGUCUUGGUGGCUGUCUUCAUCACCACCUGUGGUGCUGCUUUGGCAGGUGCUGGUGACUUGAGUGGCGAACCUGUAGGCUACAUAACUGGAGUGCUCGCUGUACUAGUUCAUGCCGCUUACCUAGUAAUUAUACAGAAGACUAGUACAGAUAGUGAUCAUGGACCUCUUACCGCCCAGUACAUCAUUGCCAUUACAGCAACACCUGUGCUCAUUAUCUGUUCUUUUGCCAGUAUGGACAUGAUCAAUGCAUGGUCAUUCCCUGGUUGGAAAGACCCGACCAUGGUCUGCACUUUCGUUGCAUGCACCCUGAUUGGGUGUGCUAUGAAUUUUACUACACUGCAUUGUACUUAUAUAAACUCAGCAGUUACUACAAGUUUUGUUGGUGUGGUGAAGAGCAUUGCCACCAUUACCGUUGGUAUGCUUGCAUUUAGUGAUGUGGAACCCACAUCACUGUUCAUUGUGGGUGUGGUUGUCAACACUUUUGGAUCUAUCAUCUACUGUGUGGCUAAGUAUUUUGAAACAAGGCGGCAGAUCAAUUAUGAAGAUUUGGAAAAGGAUGCUAUGAAGGAUGAAAAGGAAGAGCAGGAUGGACAGCAUCCUCCAUUUGCAAUGGAAGAAAUAAUACAGGAAAAAAGCACAGAAGGACAGCCACAAGAAAAGCAACCUGUAGAGACAGAAAAUAAUCAUGUUGAAGAAAAGAACAGCACAUUGGCUUCAGUAUUGCAAUCACAUGGCCCAACUGGGCCUCCUGAUGGUGACAGUAGAAGUUCAUUACGAGAUGCAUAUCUUGGAGUAUGGCGGAUGGUCAGGGGCACUCGAUUUUUUAAAAAAGAUUACCUUAUAGAAAAUGAGGAACUUCCUAGUCCUUGAUAUUAUAUUUGAGAUAACUUAUAUAGAAGGAAAUUAUCUUUUGUAUGUGCUAAGGAGGGAUACAUAUAAAUGUAUAUUAUAAGGCAACAAUUUGUCACAAUUUGUUAUAUUAAGUUAAAUUUCAUUUGCAUCAUAUCCAUGAUGCAAAUGAUAUCUAUAAUGCAUAUAUAUAAAAUGACAUAGUCUUGAUCUUUAUGAUCUAUUGUAGAGAAUGUGGUCUCAUAUUAAUUUUCAACAAACAUGACUGAUAUCAGCAUUCCAUUAUUACAUUUUAUAGUCUUCCUGCUAAGACAACAUAAGAAACAAAGUAUGCAUUUUCUGUGUCAUAUGAAACAGGAAAUUGGGGCAGGAAAGGUGGUUAUUUAAAUUCCUAACUUAAUUGUACAUGUGCUGCUCCCAGGAGCCAAUACUCAUUGUAGAGCUCACUCUUGCUGUAUGUACAUAUAACAUAGGCAGGUACCCCUUUAUUCAUUGAUAAAAAACUAUUUACACAGGUUUUGCAGCUGUUAAAAUGAUAUGCCACUGAUUAAAUCUAAAUAAGGAUAGCUGAAACUGCCCAUAGACAUAAUAUGAUUGUCAUUUGACACAGUAAAGGUUGGACUGGGAAAUCAUUCAACGGGGUCGUACACACGACCGAGAAACUCGAUA